Molecule: messenger RNA, 1992 nt
Organism: Penicillium expansum
Lineage: Eukaryota; Fungi; Ascomycota; Eurotiomycetes; Eurotiales; Aspergillaceae
Product: Major facilitator superfamily domain, general substrate transporter
Exons: 5
Coding region: 1-1992 (663 amino acids)
Biological process (GO): transmembrane transport
Cellular component (GO): fungal-type vacuole membrane
Molecular function (GO): acyltransferase activity, transferring groups other than amino-acyl groups; transmembrane transporter activity
Source: RefSeq, a predicted model, not a curated record
AUGUUCUCAGAAAAAGGCAAGACGGCGCCCAGUGAUCUAGAGGCCACAGAUCUAGCACAUAUCACAGAAGAUGAAGAGUCAUCCGAAAUACCCUCCACCUUUGCUGUAAAAAGCAAGGUGCAUGGCUGUCUACAAGUUCUGGGUGCUUUCUUUAUAUUCUUCAAUGUCUGGGGUCUAAACCUCGCAUUUGGAACAUUUCAAAGCUUUUAUGCACUCACCUACAUCCCAUCAUCGACUUCAUCCGACAUCGCCUGGAUUGGAACAAUCCAAUCCUGGCUUCUAAUCGUCGGUGGUCUACUAUCCGGCCCACUCUUCGACCUCGGCUACAACCAGACUAUGAUUAUAGUUGGAAGUAUUCUAGGUGUAAUUGGCAUGAUGAUGCUCAGUCUUGCACAUGAGUACUACGCCAUAUUCCUAAGCCAGGGAGUCUGCGUGGGCCUCGGAUUCGGACUUCUUUAUGUUCCCGCUAUUGCAUUGGUCAGUCGCUCUUUUACAACAAGAAGGGCCGUUGCAUUAGGUGUUUCAAGCAGUGGUGCGCCUGUCGGGGGCAUUAUCUACACUACCAUGUUCAACCAGCUUAUACCAAAGGUGGGAUUCCCCUGGACCGUUCGUCUUGUGGCAUUUGUGAUGCUGGCGCUGUUCAUCGCGGCUGCUAUUAUGCUUUUGUGGCCAGAGAGACAUUCAGUGAGGGUUAAAUCUACCCAGCGCAGGAGCUUAAUUGAUUUGCGCGCUUUUAAGGAUUUGCCUUUUUGGAGCUUUGCUAUUGGGAACUUUUUCCUUUACCUUGGUUAUAUCACGCCUUUCUAUUACAUUCCAACUUAUGCGGAGACGAAACUGGGUACAUCGAGCUCAAUGGCAUCUAAUGUCUUGAUGAUUUCCCAGGCUUCUUCAGUUGUUGGCCGUGUUGUCUUAACUUUAUUUGCUCAUUACUAUGGGUCGAUGGUUGCUUGGAUCGUUUGCGGAGUACUCUCGGGUGUUCUGUGUAUUUGCUGGAUUAGUGCAGAUACUCUGGUAAGGUUUAUUCUUUUUGCAGCCUUCUACGGUGGUAUUUCCGGGGCUUUAAUUCCUCUCCCGCCCAGCGUUUUCACUCACGUCUGUCCCGACCCCAAGAGUCUUGGGACUUGGCUUGGAAUGGCGCAGAGCUUGAGUAGCUUUGCAACUCUUGUGGGGCCACCAAUAGCCGGUGCGCUCGCUUCCAUUGGCGCCGACGGCAGUGCCGAUUUGAACUACCUAGGCAUUCAAUUAUUUAGUGGGACAGUCAUGUGUUUUGUUCGGAGAACCAACCUAUCACAUCCACACGAAACCCUCAUGUCACGGGAUCUCGGGAUUCGCUACAAAUCACACUGGCGGCGAACAAUUCUCCUCGAGAAACUGUCCCCAAAGCACGCCGAUGACCUCUUCACUCUAACUGGUGGACUCGAACCACUCAGAGAGGCUCUCUGGGAUUACAUGUUUGACGGCCCGUACUCAGAUGCCGAAACCUUCAAAACCAGCAUCGCAUCGAAAUCCACUUCAACAGAUCCAUUCUUCUACGCAAUUAUCGACAAGCGCAACUCCCUUUCCACCUUUGGAAAAGCAAUUGGCUUCCUCUCUCUGAUGCGCAUAACUCCCGACCACCUGGGCAUCGAAAUCGGGAAUGUGAUGUACUCAGCUGCGCUCCAGCGCACGACUGGCGCGACAGAGGCGAUCUAUCUCCUCGCCCAGCAUGCUUUUCAUGAACUUGGAUAUAGGAGAUUGGAGUGGAAAUGCCAUUCGCUGAAUGAGCCUUCGCGGCGUGCGGCAUUGCGCUUGGGAUUCUCGUUUGAAGGGAUCUUUCGACAGCACAUGAUUAUUAAGGGAAGGAAUAGGGAUACGGCUUGGUAUUCUAUUUUGAAGGAUGAGUGGGAUACUUCUCUGAAGGGUAGCAUGGAGAAAUGGCUGAAUGCCGAGAAUUUCGGGGAGGAUGGUGGUCAGGUUAGGUCACUGCAGGAUUUGAGAGCUGAAUCGGGUUGA